GGAGUAGAAUUGGUCCGGAACGGUUCGGUCCAACGGCAGUGGAAAUCGGGUGGCAGCUUUGGACGAGAGAACAUUGUGAGUUGUGGACGACAAAGUGCAACAUCAUCGGUACAGAGUUUUGAUCGACGAUUGUGGGUGCGCUAAAGUGAUAAUUAUCAACUGAGUGCUGUUCGAAGCCAUCCGAGAUAGUGUGGCCAUCUGUUCGGUGUUGAUAGCGAGAAUUGUGGGUGAGAGAUGUGAUAAAGCCAAGUUGCAGUACAGAGAAGCAACGAAUUCGACAAUAACGCGCAUUUCCGCCAUCACCGUAUAGCUAGGAGCGUAAGCUCUUAGCCCUGGACACUUGCAAGAAUCCGAACCCUUCCACAGGAGGAUAAGAAACCGUCCCGCACUGACACAAACACAUGAUGAUAGUGAAACUUAGCAUACGGCAAAAAACGGCCACGCUAGCAUGUAUCACAGCUGUGGCCUGUUCGUUGUCAUUAGCGAUAGGACAACGGCUCAUCCCACAAUCGCUGCUGUCCGCCUUGGUCAUGUAUCUGCUGACCGGUGAUAGGCCUACGACGUUGUUCGCGUUCUUCCGAACGCUGCCAAGAGAUUUCAAUGCUGCCGUGUGCUUCACCAAGAUGAACCUCAACCUGUACCGGUUGGAGAAGCGCAAGAUGACGGUAGUGAAGAUUUUCGAGGAGGUAGCAGCCAAACGGCCGUCCAAGGUGGCCCUCCUUAUGGACGACCAGCGGUUGACCUUUGGCGAGGUGAAGCAGCUCUCCGAUCGGGUUGCCAGCUACUUCCACUCGAAAGGCUUCUCCAAGGGCGACACGGUGGCGCUGAUGAUGGAAACCCGCACCGAGUAUCCGUGCAUCUGGCUGGGCCUGGCCAAACUGGGCGUCGUAACAGCCCUGAUCAAUACCAAUCUGCGGCGGGAAACGCUGAGGCACUCGAUUGCGGUGGCUAAUUCGAAAGCAAUCAUCGUCAGCUCUGAACUGGCCGAAGCCGUUGCAGAAGUAACGGACCAGGAAGGAGUCAAAGGACUGCCAAUUUUCUUAUAUGGCAAUGAACAUUCGUCUGAAUCCAGCAAAAAUGAUCAGUUACCAGAAGCCGACAACCUAAGACAAGCUUUGGACAAUGUACCGAGUGUAGAUUUAAGCGCUCUGUGGGAUGAUGUAUCACCGAGAGAUAAAUUAGUUUACAUUUACACCUCCGGAACGACGGGAAUGCCGAAGGCGGCCGUGAUCACCAAUUCCAGAUUCAUCAUGAUGGGCACCGGUUGCUACUACAUGCUGGCUCUUCGUGACGACGAUAUCAUUUACAACGCCCUGCCCCUGUACCACUCCGCCGGCGGAAUGGUUGGCAUCGGAAGCGUCCUGCUGUGCGGAUUAACGGCUGCCCUUCGGAAAAAGUUUUCCGCGUCCAACUUUUACCCGGACUGCAUCAAGUACAACUGCACGGUUGCCCAAUACAUUGGCGAAAUUUGCCGAUUCGUUUUGACGACCCCACCGAAACCGACCGACACGCAGCACAAGGUCCGGAUGAUGUUUGGCAAUGGACUGCGACCGCAGAUCUGGACCCAAUUUGUGUCACGCUUCAGCAUCAGCCAAAUUGCUGAAUUUUAUGGAUCGACCGAAGGAAACUCGAAUCUGAUGAAUCUGGACAACACGGUGGGAGCAGUUGGUUUCGUUCCCGCCUUUGCGAGGACAUUCUACCCGGUGACGUUGGUGAAAUGCGAAGAGGAAACCGGAGAAAUCGUGCGUGGUUCCGAUGGGUUCUGCAUCCGGUGCAAGCCCGGUGAGCCGGGAGUGUUUGUUGGAAAGAUAAACCUGAAGAAUGCACUCAGUUCGUUUGUGGGCUAUGCCGAUAAGACGGCCUCCGAGAAGAAGGUGUUGAGAGACGUGUUCUCCAAGGGGGAUAUGUUCUUCAACUCGGGUGAUAUUCUAGUGGCGGAUCUGUUCGGGUAUUACUACUUCAAGGAUCGAACGGGAGAUACUUUCAGAUGGCGUGGUGAGAAUGUAGCUACUUCGGAGGUUGAAGGUGUCAUUACCAAUAUCGUUGGAUUGAAAGAUUGUGCCGUCUAUGGAGUCGAUAUCCCCGGAACGGAGGGCAAAGCGGGAAUGGCCGCAAUCGUCGACUCAGAGGGAAAACUGGAUCUGGAACAGCUUGGGGCCGGAAUCCGCGGAAGUCUACCGCCGUACGCGCGUCCGCUGUUCAUUCGGGUGCUCUCCGAGGUGCCCAUGACGACCACAUUCAAGCUGAAGAAACGAGACCUUCAACUGGAGGGAUACGACAUCAACAAGAUCAAGGAUCCCAUCUACUUCCUGCAGGGAAAUGGAAGCUACAGCCGGUUCAGUACCGAAGCGCAUGCAACCGUGACCAGCGGCAAGGGCAAGUUCUAAUGCCUGGCAGGAAGCUCGGAAACAUAGUCAAAAUUGAAUAGCCAAAAGACAAAACGCAGUUUACCAACAAAUUCCAAUCGACUGAGUAGUAAGAUUUAUGAUCAGUUUUUAAUGUGUCGAAUAGUUGUUAAGAUGGACAUUGUUUCUAGUGGAGUAGCUUAUGUAUGUUUUCGGUUUAAAUCUCAUUUCUUUUAAGAGACAAUUGUUACACAUUUGCCAUACAAGUGAAGCUCCAAGAUAUUUGUAAUUUUAAUGACUCGUUGCAUAAGUACAAUUUAGAAUAAAUGAUGAAUCUGAUUAUUUGUGAAA
Messenger RNA from Ochlerotatus camptorhynchus, 2696 nucleotides. It is a transcript of the gene Fatp3, whose product is annotated as Fatty acid transport protein 3. The transcript is spliced from 11 exons. Bases 402 to 2387 code for a protein of 661 amino acids. Gene Ontology annotation, molecular function: long-chain fatty acid transmembrane transporter activity; long-chain fatty acid-CoA ligase activity. Gene Ontology annotation, biological process: triglyceride homeostasis. The record is from RefSeq and is a predicted model, not a curated record. Gene Ontology annotation, cellular component: endoplasmic reticulum. NCBI's taxonomy places the organism in Eukaryota, Metazoa, Arthropoda, Insecta, Diptera, Culicidae.